Molecule: messenger RNA, 1167 nt
Organism: Chelmon rostratus (copperband butterflyfish)
Lineage: Eukaryota; Metazoa; Chordata; Actinopteri; Chaetodontiformes; Chaetodontidae
Gene: cfd
Product: complement factor D (adipsin)
Exons: 5
Coding region: 76-909 (277 amino acids)
Biological process (GO): proteolysis
Molecular function (GO): serine-type endopeptidase activity
Source: RefSeq, a predicted model, not a curated record
UUAUGUUUCCUUUCUUUCAACUGGGAGCCUUUAAAACAGCACAGUUGCUGGUUUUGGUUCAGUUAAACCGACAUCAUGGUGUCAGAGAAAGACGUUCUGGUGGCUGCUGCUGUUUUUGUUUUUGCCCUCAUUUCCCACAGCGAGGGCAUCAUUGGUGGCAGAGAGGCGGCUCCACACUCUCGGCCCUACAUGGCCUCCAUCCAGGUGCCAGAAGGAGAGACUAUGAAGCAUGAGUGUGGAGGGUUUGUGAUCGCAGAUCAGUGGGUGAUGACUGCAGUACACUGUCUGCCAACAGGGCCAAACGGGAGGAAAGUUGUGCUGGGAGUUCAUUCUCUGAGUGAACCUGAAGAGACACAGCAGACAUUCGAUAUUUUGGAACUUCACAAUCACCCCGACUUCAGCAUGUCAAAUUAUGAUAAUGACAUUGCUUUAAUUAAGCUGGAUCGUCCAUUUAACGCCUCUGAAGCCGUUAAAGCUGUGGAAUACCUGAGAGCAGGUGGCACAAACCCUCACACAGAUGCAGAGGUUGAAACAGCUGGUUGGGGCUCCCUUGAUAACCUGGGGACCAGACCAGACAAGCUCAAAGAGGUGGUGGUGGAGGUGGUCAGCUCGACUCGGUGCAGGCGCAGCGACUACUUUGGCAAAAAGUUCACCAGCAACAUGAUGUGUGCACACAAAGUAUGCUCAGACCCCUGCGAUCAACCGCAUAAGAAAGAAGACAGCUGUGAUGGUGACUCUGGAGGUCCUCUGCUCUACAACGGCAUUGCAGUGGGCAUCACUUCCAACGGAGGAAAGAAGUGUGGCCAAAUCAAAAAGCCUGGAAUUUACACUGUCAUCUCCCACUACACCGAGUGGAUUGACAACACCAUGGGCCUGCAGCCUGCUGCGACAGAGGGCCCGAGCAGCUAAAUAAAGGAGAGCAAGCAUUCCAGUUAUUAAUCAUCAGCCAUGUUCCUGCCACAAUCAUGCUUCUACUGAGGAUAUUAAGCCAAUGCGUUAUAAUGUCCAAUAUGUUGGACAUUUGCAUCUAAUGCACGGCUCUAGAGAUAGAUCUCCAGUAUGCUGAAUGUACUACAACCACCUGUACAAACAGAUUAUCCAAAACACACCUCACAUUAUUUUAUCAAAUCACUUUAUGAAGGAAUCAAUAAAAAACAGUUGAUCACA